This is a messenger RNA of Cordyceps fumosorosea ARSEF 2679, 1914 nucleotides long. Its product is annotated as glutamyl-tRNA synthetase. The transcript has 2 exons. Gene Ontology annotation, molecular function: glutamate-tRNA ligase activity; ATP binding. Gene Ontology annotation, biological process: glutamyl-tRNA aminoacylation; translation. The record is from RefSeq and is a predicted model, not a curated record. The coding region runs from base 1 to 1914 and encodes 637 amino acids. Lineage: Eukaryota; Fungi; Ascomycota; Sordariomycetes; Hypocreales; Cordycipitaceae. Gene Ontology annotation, cellular component: cytosol; methionyl glutamyl tRNA synthetase complex; cytoplasm.
AUGAAGCACGACGAGCUCGAGACUGUGGCUGCCAGCCUCAGCGGCGAUUUCCGCUCCAUUGAGCCCCAUCUGCGCAGCAUCGACAAGCACCUAACGCUGCGAACCUACCUCGAUGGCUUCGCCCUCGGUCCCAUCGACACAAAGGCCUGGCAGAGUCUGCGCGGAAACAAGGCGGCUAUGGGUUUCAUCCGAAAGAACACGCUCGGGCACCUGUCCCGCUGGUUCAACUACAUUGAACAGGCACACCCCGAGCUCGGAGAGGAGGCCAAGGCUGCCGACGCCGCCUCCAAAGCCAAGACGGCUGCUGCCAGCAAGGCUGGUGCCAACUACAACCUCGCUCUCCAGGAUGCCGACAAGGGCGUCGUGACCCGUUUCCUCCCCGAACCUUCCGGCUACCUUCACAUCGGACACGCCAAGGCAGCCCUCCUCUCCGACUACUUUGGCCAUGUCGCCUACAAGGGCCAGAUGCGCCUGCGUCUCGACGACACAAACCCCUCCAAGGAGAAGCAGGAGUUCCAGGAUGCCAUUGUUGAGGACCUCGCCCUCAUGGGCAUCAAGCCUGACACCCUGACCUACACCUCGGAUUACUUCGACUACCUCUACGACAUGUGCAUCAAGCUGAUCAAGAUGGACAAGGCGUACGCCGACGAUACUGACCAGGAGACGAUGCGUGACGAGCGUAUGCACGGCCGCCCCUCGAAGCGUCGCGACCGAACCGUCGAGGAGAAUCUACGUAUCUUUGAGGAGAUGAAGAAGGGUACCGAGGAGGGUCUCGCCAACUGCAUCCGCGCCAAGCUCUCCGUGGACAACCCCAACAAGGCCAUGCGCGAUCCCGUCAUCUACCGCUGUAACAUCGAGCAGCCACAUCACCGUACCGGUCGCAAGUGGAACAUGUACCCCAUGUACGAUUUUGCCUGCCCCGUCGUCGACAGUCACGAGGGCGUCACCCACGCCCUUCGCUCUACCGAGUACACCGACCGCAACCCUCAAUACCAGUGGUUUAUUGACACCCUGGGCCUCCGACAGGUACACAUGUGGGACUUCUCUCGUCUCAACUUCAUCAAGACCUUCCUCUCCAAGCGCAAGCUCGCAAAGCUCGUCGACAGCGGCAAGGUUUGGGGCUGGGACGACCCUCGCAUGCCAACUAUCCGUGGUGUCCGCCGUCGCGGUAUGACGGUCGCUGCGCUCCGUGACUUCAUCAUCAAGCAGGGACCCAGCCGUAACAUUGUCUCCAUGGACUGGACCACGUUCUGGGCUGCCAACAAGAAGGAGAUUGACCCUGUCGCUCCCCGCCACACUGCUCUGCUCAAGAAGGACCUGGUAAAGGUCGAUCUUUCGGGCUCUGAGACCCCCUCUGGCGUUGUUGUAGAGGAGCGCCCAAAGCAUCCCAAGAACCCCACUGUUGGCAACAAGCAGGUCUACUUCUCCCCUCAAGUCUACCUCGACCAGGCUGAUGCCAAGACUUUCAAGCUGGGCGAAGAGAUAACGCUUAUGGGUUGGGGUAACGCGUUUGUCCGCGACAUCCCCGCCGGCGAGCCUAUUCCUGACCUGAAGCUCGAGCUCAACCUCAAGGGCGACUUCAAGACGACUGAGAAGAAGGUCACCUGGCUCUCGGCCCAAGGAUUCGACCUCGUCCCCGCGGAGCUGUGGGAGUUCGACUAUCUCAUCACCAAGGACAAGCUUGAGGAGGAGGAUAACCUGGAGGACUACCUGAACCCCAACACUGCUAGCAUGGAGGAGGCUGUCUGUGACCCCGGCGUCGGCAAGCUCAAGAAGGACGACAUUAUCCAGCUUGAGCGCCGUGGAUUCUUCCGCGUGGACAAGGGUCUCGGUGACUGGGCCGAGGGUGAGGCCGGCGAGAAGGGCCCUCGCGUUGUUCUGUUUGCGAUUCCUACUGGCAAGGGCGGAAAAUGA